AGUCUAGGGACAAAUGCGAUGCAUGGCCUAUCCACAACCAUUGCAUGCGAUCUUUUAGACAAGACUGGUCCAAAUGAACUGACGCCUCCAAGAAAGAUUUCUAAUGUAUUAAAAUUCUUACGUUUAUGUUUCGGAGGAUUUUCUUUAUUGAUAUGGGUAUACGAAUAAAUUUUAUCUUUAAUGUCGUACGAUAUACAGUGGUUCACGAAAGUAUUCGAACAUUAUAUGUACAUGUACAUAUCAUAUGUGUUACGUGAAACACUUUGAAAUUUCGUUAGCACUGUAAUGAUAUAGACAUUUAUCGCAAACGUAAACUUAGUGAAAAAUUAGUGUAUAACACGAACGGAAAUCUUAAACGCACGAUUAGUGCUACAAAUGAUUCUACUACAUAUUAUGGCUUAUUAAUGUAAUCGACUGUCCAAUUACUUUGAUGAUCUUCGCGAAGUGUAGCUAAACAUCUUGUAACUUUUAAAUACAUUUUUAGAUCUUUUUCAAAUUUUACGUACUCAAAUACUUUCUACUCAAAUACUUUCGCGAGCCACUAUGUACAUCGUAUAACGAAAGGUAUAAAUUGUUUAGAUAGGUGCUGUAUUAUGUUUUUGCAAUUAUCUUCUGGAAUAUGGCACUUACGGCGAAGCUUCUAAGGAACAUUUGGGGCUUGGCAUCGUGCUCGUUGGCUUAAUCUUAGUUACAGCGAUGUUCAGCCAUUAUCAGGAGUCGAAGAGUUCUCGAAUUAUAGAGUCGUUCCAGCAGAUGUUGCCGCAAAAGACGAAGGUCCUGAGGGACGGCGAAAAAAAGGUAUUGUCCGUAGCCGAAUUAGUUAUCGGGGACAUUGUCCUUUUGGAAACCGGUGACCGAGUACCCGCUGACAUUAGGAUCCUGGAAUGUCAAGGUAAAUUCGUAUCGCUGCAGUUGCAACCGUAACUUUCUUAUUUCCCAACAAAAAAGUCCUCGCCUUUCUCUUCGUCGACGCUCGAGAUAUCUUGUCGAUUUUGUUAUAAAUACAAUCUAAAGAAGCGUAAAAUAUUUGUCUACAUACUAGAUUAUCUAAAUUCGAUGAAUUAUGUUUCUUCUUUUCUUUUUUAUCGCGUUCUAUAUAUUUCAUUUUCACAAUAUCAAAUUAUCGUACUCAUACGAAAGCACUGCUAAAUGAUAUGAAGUUUAAUAUACUCGGAUCUAAUUAAUUGGCGUGUCAAUGCUCUGUGGUACAAUAGUAUUCCAAUGCUUUUUGUAGCCACUGUUUACAGCGUUGGUACUGUUUUACUCGUCGGAUCAUUUCGUUUAUUCUCAAAGGUAACGCCAUCAGUUUCAAAUAUAUUAAAUUCGUAUAUAUAUCGUUUCGCAGUUGUUUCAUGAUAUUUAAUUCAUUACAAGUCGGUUUCAUUAACUGCCUGAUCAUUUUGAAGAAAUAUAUACGUUCCACUAAGGUCUUAAGAUCGACAAUGCUUCGAUUACCGGAGAAUCUAUCCCACUUUUAAGAACAGCCAAUGUUCAUCCAACGAAUAAUCUGAUGGAGGCAAAGAAUAUGGUUUUCUUCUCAACCGAUAUAGUGGAAGGUAACGUAUGACGAAACGAGUUGCCGCGUAUUAAUUUCUCAAGAAUUUCCUAUGGUUUCUCAAGGCUUCCUGUAUCGUUUCGUAAAGUUAAGCUUCGUUAAUGUACAACAGGCAGCGGAAAAGGAGUCGUGGUUGCUCGCGGUGACAAUACCGUGAUGGGUAGAGUUGCUAAACUAACUUCGAAAUUGGCAUCAAGACCCACGCCCCUUUCACGCGAACUUCAUCGAUUUAUGAAAAUAAUAUCGUGCUGGGCUAUAUUCCUCGGAAUGCUGUUCUUUACCUUGUCCACGGCAAUGGGCUAUACUUGGAUCAAUUCGAUAGCGUUUCUAAUCGGUAUAAUAGUUGCGAACGUGCCGGAGGGAUUGGCAGCCACUAUGACCGUUAGCCUCACUUUAACAGCGAACAGAAUGGCAAGCAAAAAUUGCCUGGUGAAGCAUCUCGAAGCUAUCGAGACAUUAGGAUGCACCGCUGUUAUUUGCAGUGACAAAACGGGAACGCUCACUCAAAAUAAAAUGACCGUCAGACACAUGUGGUACAACGGUGAAUUGCAAGAGGUAAUGGCUUCUGACACGUGGAGAAAAUAUAUUAAAAACACAGGAUUUCAUAACUUAGCCAGGGUGGCUAGUCUUUGUAAUCGGGCUGAAUGGGAGCCUUUACCUAAAAAUAUGCCCGCACCGCCGUUGAGAGAAAGGAAAAUUUUGGGGGAUGCUUCUGACGCUGCCUUAUUAAAAUGUAUGGAAGUUCUCGUGAAAGGAGGCGUAGAAGCAUAUAGAAGAACUUGCGUAAAGGUGUCCGAAAUACCGUUUAAUUCGACGGAUAAAUUUCAAGCCAACGUUUAUAUGUGUGGGAAGAAAUACGUUGUUUUUUUAAAGGGUGCACCAGAAAGAGUUCUAGAGCGAUGCUCGACCGUGGCGUUCGAUAACGAAACAAGGAAACUGAAUGAUGAAAUCAAGAAAGCUUAUACGGAAUCUUGUUAUAUUCUAGCAAAUAAUGGUGAACGUGUACUUGGUUUUGCUGAUCUCGAUCUGCCUGUAUCUUCUUUUCCAUCGAAUUACGUCUUCACAGAGGAUCCUCCAAAUUUUCCUCUUCAAAACUUGAGACUAAUCGGGUUAAUAUCAAUGAUGGAUCCGCCGAGGCCAGCAGUGCCAGACGCAGUGUACAAAUGUCGUUGCGCCGGAAUCAAGGUGAUCAUGGUAACUGGCGAUCACCCUGAUACAGCGAGAGCAAUCGCUAAGUAUGUCGGCAUCAUCACCGAUGAUUUUUUGCACAACGAUCACAAUGAAAAGAAACAUUCGAUCGUGGUGACGGGAGUGGAGUUGCGAGACUUAGACUCGGAAGAACUCGACCGUAUCAUAAGACAAUACCCUGAGAUUGUUUUCGCUAGAACAUCUCCCGUGCAAAAGCUUCAGAUCGUAGAGAGCUGUCAACGACUUCAUCUGAUCACCGCUGUUACCGGUGAUGGAGUCAAUGACACACCGGCAUUGAAAAAGGCCGAUAUUGGCAUAGCUAUGGGUAUUGCUGGGUCGGACGUGAGUAAAGAAGUUGCAGACUUGAUUCUAUUAAACGACGAUUUUGCCUCUAUAGUUGCCGGGAUCGAAGAAGGACGAAGAGUAUUCGACAACUUGAAAUCGAGUAUCGCGUAUACUCUAGCUAGUAACAUUCCAGAGAUAACACCCUUUUUGGCAUUCAUUGUACUUGGCAUUCCUCUGCCUGUAGGCGUGAUUUGUAUAUUGUGUAUAGAUCUUGGCACAGACAUGUGGCCAGCCGUUUCAUUGGCUUACGAGAAAUCUGAAUCCAACAUUAUCCUUAGGAAACCCAGAAUUCCACUAAAAGAUCAUCUCGUCAGUCAUCGGUUACUUUUCCUGUCUUACGGACAGAUCGGCAUAAUCGAAGCUUGUGCUGGUUUCGUCACAUAUUUCGUAGUUAUGGCGGAACAUGGUUUUCUACCUUAUAGAUUACUGGAUUUACGAUCGUCGUGGGACAGUAUCGUCGUAAACGACUUGCAAGAUUGUUACGGUCAAGAAUGGACGUACGAGCAGCGCAAGAUACUCGAAUAUACUUGCCAUACCGCUUUCUUUGUCAGUAUAGUGAUUGUUCAAAUUGCUGACGUGAUGAUCUGCAAAACUCGUCGUGUCUCUCUCUUUCAUCAAGGCAUGGACAAUUGGGUACUUAAUUUUGGGAUCGUUUUCGAGAUAACGGUAGCCUGCGUCGUUUGUUAUGCCCCUUAUAUGAAAGAAAUUCUCAGAACUUAUCCAUUGAUCUUUGAGUGGUGGCUACCAGGUGUACCGUAUGCGGUGAUUAUUCUGGUUUACGACGAACUUAGAAAGCUUUGGAUCAGAAGAAAUCCUGCAGGAUGGUGGGAUCGCGAAACCUGUUAUUAAAUCUACGCAAACGGAUAUAACAUAGUUCAAUCCACCAUAAAUUCUAAUCGUAUGACAGAACACUUCAAAGAAGCAUUUAAUGAUAAACACAAACGAUAUAAAAUAAAAAAAUGCAAUUAAUAGAAGAGAAUACAGAAGACUAUUAAAGUUCUUGAUUCCGUGUUAAUGAAAUUCCAAUCAUAUUAAGCACUUUAUAUCUAAAAAUGCUUGAAACAUCGAUUAUCUUGUUUAAUGUACGGCUAAC
This is a messenger RNA of Bombus huntii, 4181 nucleotides long. Its product is annotated as sodium/potassium-transporting ATPase subunit alpha-like. Bases 1712 to 3937 code for a protein of 741 amino acids. Gene Ontology annotation, molecular function: ATP hydrolysis activity; ATP binding; P-type sodium:potassium-exchanging transporter activity. Lineage: Eukaryota; Metazoa; Arthropoda; Insecta; Hymenoptera; Apidae. Gene Ontology annotation, cellular component: membrane. The transcript has 6 exons. The record is from RefSeq and is a predicted model, not a curated record. Gene Ontology annotation, biological process: intracellular sodium ion homeostasis; proton transmembrane transport; potassium ion import across plasma membrane.